UGUGGCCUCUUUCUCGUCUGCUGCGUCCGCCUCCAAGAACCCCGCCGUGUCCAUGGCCUCUACCACCGCCCAUAAGAUGGCUCCGCGUGCCGGAGAGCUCGGAGAAGAUUUGGAAAUGGCGUGUGAUGAAUCUAGGAGGAUUUCUACGGAGAUCGAAAACCUCAAGUCCCAGCUGGAAAAGAAGGUGAAAGAAUUGGGGUAUUGCGAGGAGAAAAAGAAGCUGAGAGUUGAGCUCGCUCUCAAGCCCAAGGAGAUGGAGCGUCUCAGGAAGCAGAAUGAUGAGCUCCAAGCAAAAAACAAGGGCUUACAGAACAAUAUUCUGGAGAUGCUCGAAAAUCAGAUAGUUGCUAAGAAAAGGCAUCUGCUGCAACUGGAGAGGCUGGAGAUUCAGUUGGAAUUGCAGAACAUGAUGGAACUUCCAAAUGACUGGCUUCAGAAAGGCAACAUGAAGCUAAAUAAGGAGGGAAAAGAAGCCUGCGGCAUAUCCAAUGCUGCCGCCGCCGUCCCGUGUCCUUCAAAUCCAACACUGUCGCUGCUGCCAAGCGCUUCUCCCAGGUCUGGCGUGCGGCGCUCGAGCUAUGGAAGGGCUGAGCCCACACGGACACCGGUGCACCUCCUCCAGGUCCAGCCUCCCCGAACUCGAUCCCUUAGCCAUCUGGCCGUCUGUGUAGAGAAGAACGGGGAGAAAACAGGGCAGCCAGAAUGGGGCCACAGUGGAAGGAAUCCGGAUUUCAUCCCUCUGUGGCUCUGCAUCCAUGCUGCUCUCUCGUCAUAG
Lolium perenne is the source of this 775-nucleotide messenger RNA. RefSeq lists its product as uncharacterized. The record is from RefSeq and is a predicted model, not a curated record. NCBI's taxonomy places the organism in Eukaryota, Viridiplantae, Streptophyta, Magnoliopsida, Poales, Poaceae.